AUGUUGGGUGACUCGACCGAACGAACACAGGAGGAUAUCCAACUGUUACGAAACAUGGGUAUUCCUGACUGGCUUUUGCUGCCAACCGUCAUUUCUCCAAGCGAAAAGUGUGAGCUGGAAGCGCUCCCAGGGCUUUCAGAUCGUCUUGUGCAAAGAUGUCGGGAUUUAGGGUUCUCCAAUUUCUUUGCAGUGCAACUCGCAGUAAUUCCGGUAUUUUUGAGACGACAAGCAUUAUACGAUACUCGAAGACCGCCAGGCGAUUUGUGUGUUUCUGCACCUACUGGUAGUGGAAAGACAAUGGCAUAUGUACUGCCUAUCAUUGAUAUUCUUUCCAAACGCGUCGUAACACGAUUACGGGCACUUGUCGUCUUGCCUACGCGUGAAUUGGCAAUUCAGGUGAAAGAGACCUUUGAGGCUUUUGUCAAGGGAACAAAUCUUCGUGUCGGCGCUGCUGUAGGUCAACAGAGCAUGGCGCGUGAACAGCAAAUGUUGGUUGGAAAAACCACAGAUGAUUAUCCAGGUGGCCAAAGCCGAAUUGAUAUAUUAAUUGCCACGCCAGGCCGUCUCACAGAUCAUAUUAAGGAAACGCGCAAUUUCAGCCUACAACACUUGCGUUUCUUGGUCAUUGACGAAGCUGAUCAGCUGCUGAAUCAGAGCUACAAUGACUGGCUAAAUCAAAUCUUGGCCGCCACACGACCAGUCGCCGACAAAUGUGAUAUCCCAUUCAGUUUUAAGACGGAUAAAAAUGGUGUACCAGAACCAGACGCUAUUGCGCCUAACUUUUUGAGAUCGAGCUUCGAGUUGCCACAAACCGAUGUGGAUUUGGCCAAAGUGCCUACGGUACAAAAACUGUUGUUUUCUGCAACGCUGACAAAGAAUCCAGCCAAGAUCGCCGGCCUUCAUUUGACAGAGCCCGAAUACAUUUCCGUCCAGCGAUCAACAGAUACCGAGCAAGCACCCGACUACACGACGCCUGAAGGCCUGAAGCAAUUCAUGACCGUGUGCUCCAGCGAUCUCAAGCCACUCACUUUGAUUUAUCUCCUACAUCACUUCAAUAUUCGCUCAUGUUUAUGCUUUACCCGGUCCACGGACUCUACACGACGAUUGCAAAUGCUAGUAGAAGCUUAUGAGGCUCGACAAAAAGAUCAUGACAAGAUUGUCGUUGCAGAUUACUCUAGUGAACUGGCAAAGGCAGAUAGAAAGGCGUUACUCAAAAAGUUUGCAGACGGUGAAAUCAAUCUAUUGAUUUGCUCUGAUCUCAUCGGACGUGGUAUUGAUUUGGACAAUGUUGCUGUUGUCAUCAACUACGAUGUUCCCUAUUUCAUGGACAAGUAUAUCCAUCGUGUGGGUCGUACUGCUCGUGCUGGUCGCGAAGGAGAAGCAUAUUCCCUCGUAGAGAAACAAGAAGCAAGGCCAUUCAAAGACAUGUUGCGGCAAGCUGGCCAUUUGCAACAAAUUAAACCUCUGCGAAUUGAUCACAAAAAGCUAGAACCUUUCGAAGAAAACUAUAAUGAAGCUCUAUCGAGCCUUGGAUAA
Molecule: messenger RNA, 1536 nt
Organism: Zychaea mexicana
Lineage: Eukaryota; Fungi; Mucoromycota; Mucoromycetes; Mucorales; Lichtheimiaceae
Product: P-loop containing nucleoside triphosphate hydrolase protein
Exons: 6
Coding region: 1-1536 (511 amino acids)
Cellular component (GO): nucleus
Molecular function (GO): nucleic acid binding; ATP binding
Source: RefSeq, a predicted model, not a curated record